GUCCGACCGCCGGAAGUUGUCACGAACCUGAGGUGAAUGAAAAGUGGAGAAACGUUUAAACGUGACCACGCCGGGGGGAUAAAAUCUUAAUUUUUACUAAGCUUGAAAGCAUUGUGUUAUCAUGGCUGAUGAUGAAGGAUUUGUUGUCCGUGUACGGGGUUUGCCUUGGUCGUGCUCUACGGAAGAAGUGUCCAGGUUUUUUUCAGGCUGCAAAAUUGCCAACAAUGGAACAGCCAUUCACUUCACAUACACACGAGAAGGCAGGCCGAGCGGAGAGGCAUUUGUGGAACUGGAGUCGGAGGAAGAACUUAAAAUUGCGGUCAAAAAAGACAGAGACACCAUGGGACACAGAUAUGUAGAAGUAUUCAAAUCGAACAAUGUGGAAAUGGACUGGGUUAUGAAGCACACUGGUCCGAACUGUCCAGAAACAGAAGGGGAUGGAUUGGUCAGACUGCGCGGACUUCCUUUUGGAUGUAGCAAGGAAGAGAUUGUGCAGUUUUUCGCAGGGUUGGAAAUCGUGCCAAAUGGGAUAACAUUGCCGGUGGACUUCCAGGGGAGGAGUACGGGGGAGGCCUUCGUGCAGUUUGCUUCACAGGAUAUAGCUGAAAAGGCUCUAAAGAAACACAAGGAAAGAAUAGGGCACAGGUACAUUGAGAUCUUUAAGAGCAGCAGAGCUGAGGUGCGGACACACUAUGAGCCCCCGCGUAAAGGCAUGGGGAUGCAGAGACCCAGCCCAUAUGAUCGACCUAGUGGAGGCGGCCGGGGCUACAAUGGUAUGAGUCGUGGGGGGUCCUUCGAUCGGGUGAGACGUGGAGGAUACAGUGGAGGAAUGUCAGAUGGUCGUUACAGUGACGGUGGUAAUUUUCAGAGUACCACUGGGCAUUGCGUUCACAUGAGGGGGCUUCCUUACCGGGCAACAGAACCUGACAUCUACAACUUUUUCUCUCCUUUGAACCCGGUGCGUGUGCAUAUUGAGAUCGGCCCAGAUGGUCGGGUAACUGGUGAGGCGGAUGUUGAAUUUGCAACCCAUGAGGAUGCUGUAGCUGCCAUGUCAAAAGACAAGGCGAAUAUGCAGCACCGUUAUGUUGAGUUGUUCUUGAACUCGACAGCAGGGGGCAGUAAUGGAGGCUAUGGAGGGCAGAUGAUGAGUGGAAUGGGAAACCAGUCAUCUUAUGGGCACGGAGGACAACAAAUGAGUGGAGGCUACACGGGAGGGUACAACAACCAGUCGAACAUGGGAGGCUACAAUGACUACAACAACCAGAGCAGCAUGAACAGCAGUUACUACGGUGGUAGUCGUGGCUCUGUUAGUAUGAACGGCAUGGGAGGAGGAUGGGGCAUGUAGAUACACCUGAAGGAAAACGUGUCUUAUAUGAGUCUGUUGCUGAGGCCAUCAUCUUGAUUCUUUGUGCCGAUUUCAUAAAGAACCAGUUACUCCUAACCAUCUGUAUUCCGAUCCUCCCCCUUGGAAUCAGUAUUAUUUUUUCCCGCGGGGGUCCGCUCAAGUCAUGGCGAUUGUCCACUAACUCCAUUGGUAAUGAUUGUGCGUGUAAAUAUCUUACAGGCGUAUCCCUCACUUCGGAGACUGUAAAACACUGGCCUUGCAUGGCAUGGGGUGUUUCGGCUUCACUUUUUAUAAUGAGGAAAACACUUUGUUGAGUCUGCUUUUUAAAAAUAAACUGGAAAAUGGUU
Molecule: messenger RNA, 1692 nt
Organism: Triplophysa dalaica
Lineage: Eukaryota; Metazoa; Chordata; Actinopteri; Cypriniformes; Nemacheilidae
Gene: hnrnph1l
Product: heterogeneous nuclear ribonucleoprotein H1, like
Exons: 11
Coding region: 122-1345 (407 amino acids)
Biological process (GO): regulation of RNA splicing
Cellular component (GO): nucleoplasm; ribonucleoprotein complex
Molecular function (GO): RNA binding
Source: RefSeq, a predicted model, not a curated record